Messenger RNA from Zea mays, 2962 nucleotides. Its product is annotated as protein starmaker. NCBI's taxonomy places the organism in Eukaryota, Viridiplantae, Streptophyta, Magnoliopsida, Poales, Poaceae. The coding region runs from base 239 to 2650 and encodes 803 amino acids. The record is from RefSeq and is a predicted model, not a curated record. Gene Ontology annotation, cellular component: nucleus. The transcript is spliced from 3 exons.
AAACAAGCCCUCACCGUUGCCAUCUCUACCGGGGCCGGGCCUACGGACUCGGAGUCACGAGGCAGCCCACAAUCAGAAUAUAACCCAACCGGCUCCUCCCUCGCUUCUCACCUCACCCCGUCCGGAUUGCGGAUCUGACGCGCGAGCACGAAGCCUCGACCUAGCCAGGCUUCCCUUGCCCUACUUUGCGCCGCCGCCGCCGCCGAUCCAGCCGGCCUCUCCCCGCCCGCCGGCCGCGAUGUACAACGGCAUCGGGCUGCAGACCGCGCGGGGGUCGGGCACCAACGGGUACGUCCAGACCAACAAGUUCUUCAUCAAGCCCCGCUCCACAUCCGGCGGGGGCCCGGGCGGACCCCACAGGCCGCCGCUCCCCGACGCCACCGGCGCGGAUGGCGGCGGGCUCGGCGGGAUGCGCAAGCCCAACAAGGAGAUCCUCGAGCACGACCGCAAGCGCCAGGUCGAGCUCAAUCUGCUCGUGCUCAGGGACGCGCUCGAGGAGCAGGGCUACACCGAAGACGAGAUCGAGGAGCGCGUAGAGGAGGCGCGCAAGGCUGCUGAGGCAGAGGCGGCCGCGGUCGCGGCAGCGGAGGAAGCAGGGAGCGUUAGCGGCGCCGGUCGACCGCCUCUACCCGGCAGAGGGUUUACAGACACACAGAGCCACCAUGUUGCAGCACGGAAGGAGAAACAACUUGAGACUCUAAGGGCUGCUUUAGGGCUGAACGUGGAGGAUGCAAAGAAGGGGGAUGUAGAAAGUGAUGUAGAAUCUGGGGAGCUUGUUCCUGGUAAGUACUAUGAGGAACUGGUUACUGUUGGGGAAAAUAAUAGUAAGGAUUCAAAGAAUGCAAAGAAGAGCAAGAAGAAAAAAGAGAAUGACAAAAGGCGUCAACCCAAAAGUUCGAGAAAGAGCAAGUAUGACUCAGACUUGGAUCACGAUCAUAACACAAAAACGAAGAAGAGUUCUCACCAUGAUUCAGAUGAUGAUUCAGAGACUGAUUAUGAUGAGAAAAAGGAAAAGAAAUACAACAAGAAACAUCGUCUUGGUUCUGAUGAUGAUUCUGAAAAUGAUCGAAAGAAGGCAAAGCGUGGAAAGAACUCUGGUUCUGAGUCUGAUACAGAUAGUGGCCAUGGCAAAAAGAAAACUAAACAUGUAAAGAGUGAUCAGGGUGGGAGAAAGAAGAUACAAGUGAAGAACUCUCAUCACGAUUCCGAGUCUGACACAGAUAGUAGCUAUGGCAAGAAAACAGAACAUGCAAGGAAUGAUAGGGGUGAGAGAAAGAAGAUACCGGUAAAUAAUUCUCGUCAUGAUUUCAAAUCUGAUAUAGAUAGUGGAUAUGGCAAGAAAACAGAAGAUGCAAAGAGUGAACACUAUGAGAGAAAGAAGUUAUUGGUGAAGAGCUCUCGUCAUGAUUCUGAGUCUGAUACAGACAGUGGUUAUGGCAAGAAGAAAAUGGAACAUAUAAAGAAUGAACGCGAUGAGAGAAAGAAGGUGCUGGUGAAGAACUCUCGUCAUGAUUCUGAGUCUGAUACAGAUAGUGGCUAUGGCAAGAAGAAAAUGGAACAUGCAAAAAUUGAACGUGAUGAGAGAAGGAAGGUACCGGUGAAGAGUUCUCGUUAUGAUUCUGAGUCUGAUACUGAUAGUGGCUAUGGCAAGAAGAAAAUGGAGCAAACAAAGAAUGUACGUGAUGAGAAAAGGAAGGUACCAUUGAAGAGUUCUCAUCAUGAUUCUGAGUCUGAUGCAGAUAUUGACUAUAGGAAGAAGAAAAUAGAACAUACAGAGGGUAUUCGUGAUGAGAGAAAGAAGAUACCAGCGAGAAGCUCUCGCCAUGAUUCUGACUCUGGUGCAGAUAAUAAUGGGAAAAACAAGAGACCAUUGCAAAGCUCUCGUCAUGAUUUGGAGGAUGAGAAGCCUAGAUCGAGAAAUUAUAAUUAUGGCUCUCGGGCUUCCGAGCAUGAGAAACAUAGUAAGUACAAGGAAAGCUUUCGCCAUGACUCAGAUUCAGAUGGUUAUUCCCGUGGUAAGGAAAGACAAUUGAAUGUUGCAGUGUUGAAAAAGGAUGUGCAAGAGAAAAGAAAAGUAGCUACCUCAAGUGAUAGUUCAGAUUACAGCAGCAGCCUCAGCAGUAGUGAUUCUGACACGAGUGCAGAUAGCUAUGAGGAACAGAAAAGGAGUCAAGCUGGAGGGAGAAGAAAUGAGCUGACUACACAAAGGCAGAAAGAGGAGGAAAGAAAAGAGCUUGAAAAGCAACAGAAGAGAGAGGUAGAGAAGAAAGAGCUGGAUAAGCAAAAGCAAAGGGAGGAAGAGAGGAUGGAGAUGGAGAAGGAGAAGAAAAGGCAGCGAGAGAGGGAGGAAGAGAGACAGAGGGAGAGAGAGCAAUACGAAAGGAAAGGUGGAAAUGAUGUGGAGAGGGACAACAAAAGGAAACUGAUAGAUGAUCGGUAUGAUCCAAAUUCAAGUAGAGAUAGAGAAGAGGGAUACAGAGACUCUCAGAACAGAGAUGACAAUAGAAGGCAGGAAGAGCAUGGUCAACACAAUAGAUAUAUGGAUAGUCAUGAUUCCAAGAGGUCAAGGCAUGACUCGCAUUACCAUUCAAGGAGGGAUUUUGAACAACGCUAUUCUAGAGACGAACAUAGAGACAGAAGGCGUCACUAAAUGUAAGCUUGGAAGAAUGCCGCUCUAGGUGGACAACUUAUUCUCAGCUAUCACCCAUAAGUUCCAGUCCCAGAUCUUUUCUGCGGCAGCAAGACCAACCCAUCAGUACCUCCGCUGCAGCAUUAAUAUCUGCUUUUGUUUGUAUCAUACUUUGGAUUUUACUAUGCAAAGAGCGAAGUCUGCAAUAUGUAAUAUGUUGUGGAACAGACAUGAACGGUAGGAUUUUUUUUGUUGGAAUUUGUGGUGCGCAUGUUGCUGAUCAUAAUUAUGAUAAGUUUUCUUAAGCUUAUAUUUGAUGAGCUCCAGGUUUUU